Messenger RNA from Emiliania huxleyi CCMP1516, 324 nucleotides. RefSeq lists its product as hypothetical. The record is from RefSeq and is a predicted model, not a curated record. Bases 1 to 324 code for a protein of 107 amino acids. The transcript is spliced from 2 exons. Lineage: Eukaryota; Haptophyta; Isochrysidales; Noelaerhabdaceae.
AUGACGAUCACCACCCAGCGCAGGACCGCCAACUCUCCGGCGCAGGCCGCGAAGAACCGAGCCAAGCGGUGGGCAUCCGGCAAAAGCCGCAAGACGGGAUUCGCGAAGGCGCGGGCCACCUUCCGCGGCGGAGGCCGCGGUAGCGCGGCGGCUGCGGAGAGGCACGACAGCAUGAUGACAAAAGCACGCUGGCGGGGCACCGAGGCAAUCGCAAGGGAGACCCCAGCGGGCUCUUUGUCGGUCGCAUCGAUGCCGCAACGCAAGGACUACACAAACGACGCCGAGCACCACGGCAAGUUCCAGGUGUGGCUCCAGGCAGAAUAA